Molecule: messenger RNA, 315 nt
Organism: Cladocopium goreaui
Lineage: Eukaryota; Dinophyceae; Suessiales; Symbiodiniaceae
Source: the annotation of a GenBank genome assembly
AUGGAGCAUCCUCCUCGUUUGUUCCUGGGCAACAUUCUUUGGAACACCACGCAGAACCAGAUUCAACAAGUGCUGGACAAGUACAAGGUUGGCAUGAAGGAAAACAGUACCCGCAAUUUCCAAAGACUACCAGUCAAAGCGGACCUGGAACACAAGACAGGGGGAAUCAAACUGUACCUGUCAGACAAGAAGUCGCUCAUGAAGGAGUUCCCCAUCAACGCCAAGAACAGAAACCGUUUGUGCUCCCCAGAGCCUUCCAGCAAGGGUUGGGGCAAAGCCAUGCUUCAAGCAAACAUGGCAAACGCUGCAACCUAG